This is a messenger RNA of Pundamilia nyererei, 1147 nucleotides long. RefSeq names its product high mobility group nucleosome binding domain 1a (gene hmgn1a). The transcript has 6 exons. Bases 231 to 524 code for a protein of 97 amino acids. Gene Ontology annotation, molecular function: nucleosomal DNA binding. NCBI's taxonomy places the organism in Eukaryota, Metazoa, Chordata, Actinopteri, Cichliformes, Cichlidae. Gene Ontology annotation, cellular component: nucleus; chromatin. The record is from RefSeq and is a predicted model, not a curated record.
GUUGGUAGGAUAAGGGAUAAAAUAUACCGAGAGGGGGAUCCAAUCCGGUUUGAGCUAGUUCUGGUACUGCUCGGACGUUUAUGUUAAGUUACAGACUGCAGCUGGUGGAGGUGUAGGCAGAGGUAGCUGGGCUGACAAAACAACAACAAGUCCUCCUUUUGUUUGUGUAACUGUUAAAAGAAAGGCAGUGUUCCCUUUUUUUUAAUUCCUGCCGUGCAACCUAAGCAACAAUGGGAAGGAAGAAAGCUACCACUGAUGCAGAUGCAAAUGCAGAGCCAAGGAGAAAGUCUCAGAGGUUAUCAGAGAAAGAGACGCAACCAAAACCCCAGCCAGAAAAGACAAAGGCACCCCCCAAGACCAAAAAGGUGAAAGAGGCAGCCAAGACAGAGGAGAAAAAAGAAGAACCUCAGGCAGAAAAGGAAGAGGUGCCAGCAGAAAAUGGAGAGGCCAAAGCUGAUGAGCAGGCCGCAGCCGCAGACGAAAAGGACGCCAAGGCUGAAGAGGAGGAGAAAGCAGCAGAGUAGUCGUGUUGCCACUGAACUAACUCGUCAAUGCUCCCUGUACCUCCUUUGUUGUAAAAUGCAGAGAAUAUUUUUAUCUACUAUUUUCUUAAGACAGCAGUGUUUUUAGGGAUAUGAUUGCUUUUUUUAAGAAUAGUACGGUUUCCAUUCAGUAUCACGGCUUCUGUGAAGGGAAAGUUUAUUGUGUCCUUGUGAUCUUUUUGUCUUGUGUUUAAUUUCUUUGUCUUUUUUAAAGCCUGUUUACCCGAGACAUUUCAGAGGUACCAUUUUGGAACUUUGUAACCGGUUUUGGAAAAUGCAUCAAAAUGCUGUGCUGGAUGGGUAAUCGUUUGAAAGUUGUGUUCUAUGUUAAGUAAUGCCUUGCUCAUGUUCAUUAUCAUCACAGGAAGUCAUUGGGUUAAUUUUUAUGUUAUUGUGUAUUUGAGACCAAUACGAUUGAUCCAUGUUUUCUGCUUUGCUUUAAACUAAAUGCAUUAGAGUUGUACUUCUGACUUUUUUCCUAUUGUGAAAUCUGUUUGGUUUGGGGAUUUCUCUACUAAUGUAGUUUCCUCCUUUAAACAAAACAAGUUUCCUUUUGUUAUAAAUGGUAUAAAAUACCAAUUAAAGUGAGGACUGAUUUAACCAUG